AUGGGCUUGUUCGACGAAGCUUCCCGUAUAGAGAAUCCCACACAUGACUCCAGCGAACGACUUCUUGCAGAGGAAGAAGGCGCUCUCUGGGAUGAUGGAAAAUCACCAGCACCCACAUGUAACAGCUUUGCCGUCUACCUCUUUCGGGCAAGUGCACUUGUGCUAGUAUUCCUAGCCGGUACUCUGCUCGGCUUUCAGUGGCGUGGUGACUUGGACGGCCUUUGCAGUCGACAUGUCUCUCAAUAUUCAACUGUCAUAAAGGAAGUUGGAAUCCAAUAUAAUCUACAAGAAUUCAAUGGGUCUCUCCUGAAAGAGAACGUUUUCCGGCAAGAUGCCGGCCCAGAUGUUGAUGCAGCGUGGGAGUCCUUGGGCGUGAACUACCGCAGUGUUCGAAUACCCCCAGAGGAUGCUGAACAAUCUGGUCUUGCUGCCGACCAAGUGAAGAUCAAUGCGAAGUACGGGGGAGGAUUUCCUGCAAAUGUCGAGGGCUUGCACCACCUUCACUGUCUCAAUCUUCUUCGUCAGUCACUCUACUAUAACUACGAGUAUUACCACGCGAAGCGGGAAGGACCCUUCACAAACAAUGACUAUAUAGUCCGCCUCCACGUGUCACAUUGCCUCGAUAUUAUUCGCCAAGAGCUCAUCUGCACGGUUGACACUGGAGUGUUGGGUCAAGUCUGGAUUUAUCCCGAGAAUCCAGAGCCCUACGUUGACUUUAACACUCAGCAUCGAUGUAAGAACUUCGAUGCUGUCCGUCGCUGGGCUGAGAGGAAUCAGCUGCCUCAAGACCCCCCGGCAGACUUUUUGCAGCCACCAUCAGAGGGAGACCGAAUAUACAGCCAAAUGCCAUGA
Molecule: messenger RNA, 852 nt
Organism: Penicillium robsamsonii
Lineage: Eukaryota; Fungi; Ascomycota; Eurotiomycetes; Eurotiales; Aspergillaceae
Product: oxidase ustYa family protein
Exons: 5
Coding region: 1-852 (283 amino acids)
Biological process (GO): mycotoxin biosynthetic process
Source: RefSeq, a predicted model, not a curated record